AUGGAUCAGUACCACCUCAGCGAUGAAAGCUCCCUGCACUCUGAAAUGCAGCUGCAUGAGUUUUCAGGGAAUCAGGCAUUGGACUGCAGUGAUGCUUUCAGCCAUGAGCUGUGCCCGGAUGUGAGAGACAUGAUUUAUUCAGGACUGAGCAACCUGGAUGUGGAUCCCAGCCUUUCAGCCACGAAUGUGAAUAGCGACUCUUUGGAAGACAACCUGGACACGUUGUCUUUGUAUUCCAUAAAGGAUGGCGAUUCCGCUAAACUCCUCGAUGACUGCGAGUCAGACUCAAGGCCGCUUUUGCACGAAUUGGGGCUUCCUAAACCUUCAGCACCUAAAGAUGUGGAUCCAGGAGGUAGAACCAGUUCUGGCAGUGGAAGGAAAGGAAAACACCAGCAGAGUUCCCCUCAAGCCCCUUUCCUGGACUGCAGCCUCUGUGGGAAGGUGUUCAGUAGCACCAGUUCUCUCAGCAAACAUUAUGUGACUCACAGCCAGGAGAGGAAACACGUCUGUAAGAUCUGCAGCAAAGCGUUUAAGCGGCAGGACCAUCUGAGCGGCCAUAUGCUAACCCACCAAAAAACAAAGCCAUUCCUUUGCAUAGAACAAGGCUGCAGUAAGAGUUAUUCUGACUAUCGGUCGCUGCGCCGGCAUUAUGAAAUGCACCACGGCUUCAGGUUGUUAAAGGAUGACGAGGGAUGUGAGAGCUUGCCACCUCCGCACGAUUCACAUGUCCAGCCUGGACCUGGUAGUAUGAGAACUGCAGAAAGAGUUGCCUUUCACCCUGAACCUCAAGUCCCUAAUACUUCCCUCCUGCCCAACAGAGACCUGCUGAGGUGUAUUGUGAGUAGUUUAGUCAGCCAGAAGCUUCCAUUGGCUCCGUCACCAUCUGCAGGACCAUCCGAAUCUGACUCCAAGGGUUCCUUGCAGCCGUCCACCUCUAAAUGUGGUCAGAUGUCUUGCACUCCCCCAAGUGCUGCUGCACCUACCAAACCCACUGGUGAUAACACCACAAAGGAUAUUUAUUCUUGUCAAAAGAACACUGUUUCUUCCAGUGUGUAUACCAUAAUAAAUCCUGGGAACUUGUCUGUCUUCGGAUCUGCGGAAAACAGUACAAAUGUGCCUGACAGGCAGCCUCAUCCCGAGCCCCAGUGCCCUUUAGAAAACACAGCCCUGGAGUAUUGGGCAGAAAGUGGCGUUCCACGAUUUCCGUUGUUCAGAGGACAGAAGAUCCCUACAACUUCUCAGCAGCCAAGCAGCAGUUUCCAGUGGGCCAGAAACAUGCCACCGACCUGCACCAAAAGCAAAGGAAACAGCUCUUACAUGGCUCAGAUGUCACCUGUUGCAGCUCAGGAUGUUUCUCAAGGGUUGGCGGGACCCUCCCAGGCUUUUGAUUCUUUGGCACCGACCUUUGAGCGUCCAGAUAUUUUGCCCUUCACUCCUGCACUCUUAAAGCCACAAGGGGAGAUCCCUGGGGAGUCAAAGCUCCGUGGCUUUGAAGAGGCCUUUAGGCCAGCAGCUAGGCGCCCAGAAGCCCAGAAGCCAAGCGUGCUGCAGAAGGGUGAGACUGGACCACUUUUCAGGCAGCUCUUCAUGAAAUCCCAGGAAUCCUCUGUGAGUCAGGAUCAGUUGCAAGUCCAGGGUCACCUCUUCCAGAGGAUCACCAAAUCGCAGCACAUCUUAUCUCACACCCAGUUGGUGACUCCGUCGCAGGCGUCAGCUUCUGAGCCUGAGCAGGCAGUAGCCAAACCAUUUCAAACUGUGUUUCAGCAGCAGAUGUGUCACCCACUUAUGGAACCCACAGAGCGCAAAAGUUCCCUGUUAUGCAUGAAAAGGUCCUUGGCCCAGUUUGAGAAGGACUUUCCAUCUGGCAAUGAGAAAGAAGGGCAGCAGCCAGGUACUCCUCCGCGGUCCUUUCUGUCACCUUCCCUAAGCACAGACACUGUUUCUCACACCAAACACUCCAGAACCUUGAAAGGGUGCCUGGGUUUCACAGACUUCUCCAGUCCUAACCAGCCACAGUCCGUAGCUUACGAAAACACCCCGGGAAAUCAUACAUACGGGAAGCCAAGUCAGUUGGAGAAUGACUGUCCUCCAUUGAUGAAGAAAGAGAAGAACGAGGCUUGUGCUAAAGGAUCAGGCAGCAAAGGUCAUUCUCGCAGUGGGAGGCCCCGCCGGAAGGAGAAGCUGAAGUUUGAUGUCUCUUCUGUGGCUUCUCCCAGCCAAGUGGCCAUGGCUUCUUUCUCUUUGCCCAGCACUUCGUUCGACAGCGAGGCUGGAGCAAAACCAAAGAUGACCAUUUUCAACAGGAUUCAGGGUGGAAAUAUCUACAGCUUUACUAACGCAGUGAGGGAAGAACACUUUCCCCCUGGAUGCAGUAAGUCUGGAGGAGGCCCCGGAGUCAGGAGCCAGCAUGAAAGCAGUUUUGUUUGCAGGACCUGCGGCCAGCUGUUCUAUACGGAGCGAGGCCUGAACAGCCACAUGUGUUUCUAUGGCGAACAGUGGCAAUCUCCAUCAGGGAAGGAAAAACAGCAGGCGUUUGAGGCAGAACACCUACAGCCUCAGAAACUGUCCUUCAAGCUAGCAGGGGAUGGAGAUACUCCUCCUGGAACCAGAAAACCUUUGGACUAUGUAGCUGCCGCAGCCCCUCUUGUCAUGCCAGUCUCGGUACCUGUUACAGCAGCAAACCAGCAGCAAGAGAGCAAAGUUGACAAGAAGGAAAGUUGGAACAAUAACAGUCUUCAGGAAGGCAUGCCACAAAAGAAGAGGAAGAGGCGGAUUUGUCCAAAGUCACUGUUCAUUCCACCUCCAGUCCCAGUAUUCAGUGAGAUACAGCCUGGCACUGGAGGAUGCUACCAAAGUAACCUUCGCUCGCCCGUCUUCCUGAUGGACCACCUCCUUCAAGGCUUGGUCCAGUGUUCUCCUUAUACGCCUCCUCCCAUGCUCAGCCCCAUCCGUGAGGGGUCAGGGCUUUAUUUCAACACUCUGUGCUCUUCCUCUGCAAACACUGGUUCCUCCAAGAUGUACACAUCUGUCCUAGAUGGCAUGGAUGGAGCCCUUUUGUUCUCUCUUGUGAAAGAUACCACCAAAAUCAGUAUUGAACCGCAUAUCAACAUUGGAAGUCGUUUUCAGGCAGAGAUACCUGACCUGCAAGACAGGUCAUUCUUGGAUAAUUAUGAACAUCCAGCUUCAUUAGUGUGGAAGCCGCGGGGAGACAUCACUACCAACAAGGAAACGCAGAAAAGAGUAACAGAUCUAUUAAAAUUGGCCUGCUCCAGUGCGAUGCCAGGGGGCGGGACCAACCUAGAACUAGCUGUGCACUGUCUUCAUGAAGCCCAAGGAAAUAUUUUGGUGGCGCUGGAGAUGCUGUUACUCCAAGGUCCACAGAAGCCUCCUUGCCAUCCUCUCGCUGACUAUCAUUAUUCAGGUUCGCAUUUGUGGACUCCUGCUGAGAAGCAGUUGUUUAAGAAGGCUUUUGGCAUGCACAAGAAGGACUUUUACCAGAUACAGAAGAAGAUACAAACUAAGACGGUUUCCCAGUGUGUUGAAUACUACUAUAGCUGGAAAAAAAUAUUAAAAUUUGACUGCAGUCGAUCACAAGUGGUAGAAAAGAGGUCCAUGAGAGAGCAGGAUGAGGUAGAGAUGGAGGAAGAAAAGACUGCAUGCAGCCCAAAGAAAAGACAUUGCCACCUGCCUAAACAGGAGAACAAGCUAAAGUCAAGGACCUCCAAAAAAGCCUCACAGAGCACCUUCAGUCCAGCCAGCAGCCUGAAGGAAACUCCGGACAGGCCCAAGAACACCUGCAGUCAGGGGGCGUUUCCAUGUAAAGAAUGUGCAAGAGUGUUUGAUAAGAUAAAAAGCCGGAAUGCUCACAUGAAGCGCCAUCGCCUGCAAGAGCAGAUGGAUCCGAUUAUAAAGAUUAAGUGGCAUCUGAAGAACGAGCCAAAGAAGGAAGAAAGAAACACUGACUUUCUCCAGUGGUAA
Messenger RNA from Euleptes europaea (tarantolino), 3978 nucleotides. It is a transcript of the gene ZNF541, whose product is annotated as zinc finger protein 541. The record is from RefSeq and is a predicted model, not a curated record. Gene Ontology annotation, cellular component: transcription regulator complex; histone deacetylase complex. Gene Ontology annotation, molecular function: transcription corepressor activity. The coding region runs from base 1 to 3978 and encodes 1325 amino acids. Lineage: Eukaryota; Metazoa; Chordata; Lepidosauria; Squamata; Sphaerodactylidae. The transcript has 15 exons. Gene Ontology annotation, biological process: regulation of transcription by RNA polymerase II; negative regulation of DNA-templated transcription.